AUGCAGGUUAAAUGUUUCCUCUCUCUGGUCUACAGCUUUGACUCUAAAUGGACUCCGCUAGACAGAUGCAAACAAACGCGCCUCACUUCCUGUGACGUCAGUGCGGAGCAACAUCGGGAGGAGUUCGGAUGUCUGCGUGUUCGCGUCGCUGAUCGGAGAAACGGAGAGAAACCUGUGGAAGCCUGCAGCAGAGAAGGUCAUCCAUGUUCUCCUGACGUCUCGCUGAGCGUCUCUCCCGGAUCCCUCACUGUUCUUCUGCACAGAAACCCACCUCUGCAUGCGGAAUACGCCAAUAACUUCAAACACAGGAUCACCUUCAGGAAGGAAGGAGAAGAGCCUGAGGAACCGGUGGACGAGUUCGCCUCGCGGGACUUUGACGACCUGGAGGCGGGUCAGCGGUACUGUGUUCAGGUGCAGUUUGUUCUGUAUGGGAGGAAUCUUCUGGGUCCGCCCAGCUGUGAGCAGUGUGAGACCAUCCCUGCCUCCGACCCCGACCCCAGUAAGAUCCUGAGCUCUACCGGUCCUCAUGUCACAGCUGUAUCCAAAACGACCCAGAUCGUCGUGGUUUCCAUCGUGGUUUCUGUGAUCUUCCUGUUGGUCGGCUUCGCCUACAUCCACCUCUUCAAAUCCAGGAAAAUCAAAGAGUGCCUCCAGCCCCCGUACACCAUCCCAGGGUUUUUCCAGGAUCUCCCUCCGGUGCGCGACCCUGCCUACCUGGCUGUCAAUCCCUCUGAGGAAAACUACGACGUGGUUUCCAGUGUGAUUCCAAAGCAGCCUAGAGGAGUCUGAGCUGGACCAUCGCCGCCGUGCGGCUGCCUGGA
Messenger RNA from Cyprinodon variegatus (sheepshead minnow), 821 nucleotides. RefSeq names its product interleukin-10 receptor subunit beta-like (gene ifngr2). Gene Ontology annotation, molecular function: protein binding. The record is from RefSeq and is a predicted model, not a curated record. The coding region runs from base 1 to 789 and encodes 262 amino acids. NCBI's taxonomy places the organism in Eukaryota, Metazoa, Chordata, Actinopteri, Cyprinodontiformes, Cyprinodontidae. The transcript has 5 exons.